GAGUGUCAAUUCAAAAGUCAAAUGAAACGUAAAACGUCAACAGUCAACUAGCCUAGUAGCUCUUUUCCUUUUAUUCCUGUGUUAUUUCUGACUUGUGGUAGGUGAAAACUGUGAAAGGAUCUUCAUAUUAUUAUUAUUAUAUUUUCUUCCUGAAAAGAACACUUAAAAUCAACCAAAAAUGGCCCUCCACGUUCCGAAAGCCCCAGGCUUUUCUCAAAUGAUGAAAGAAGGCGCUAGGCACUUUUCUGGACUAGAAGAAGCUGUAAUCAGGAACAUAAUAGCUUGUAAAGAGUUCGCACAUUCUGUCAGAUCUGCCUAUGGUCCCAAUGGCAUGAAUAAAAUGGUCAUCAACCACAUAGAAAAGCAAUUUGUAACCAGUGAUGCUGCCACAAUCAUCAGGGAGCUAGAUGUAGAGCAUCCAGCUGCAAAACUCAUGAUAAUGGGCAGUCAAAUGCAGGACUCUGAAGUAGGAGAUGGGACAAAUUUUGUUAUUAUAUUGGCAGGUGCACUACUAGAAUGUUCAGAGGAGCUGAUAAGAUUGGGUGUGACUCCAAUUGAAGUAGCUGAAGGCUUUGAAACUGCCUUGGAAAAGUGUCUUGAAAUCCUCCCUACUCUUGUCUGUAGAGAAAUCAAAGAUUGCAGGAAUAUUCCAGAAGUUGUGCAAGGAAUAAAAACCUCAAUCCAAUCCAAACAAUAUGGAAAUGAAGAUUUCUUGGCAGAGUUAGUUGCUAAAGCUUGUGUUUCAAUCAUUCCUGAACAAACCACUUUCAAUGUAGACAAUGUCAGAGUUUGCAAGGUUUUGGGAUCUGGGUUGAACAGCAGUCAAGUAGUGCAAGGGAUGGUAUUCAAGAGGCAAGUGGAGGGAGAAAUCACAAAAAUUGAGAAAGCAAAAAUUGCAUUGUAUAGCUGUGCUGUAGAUAUACUUCAGACUGAAACAAAAGGUACUGUUUUGAUAAAAUCUGCUGAUGAGUUGAUGAACUUCAGUCGUGGAGAAGAGGACCUAUUGGAAAUCCAGAUCAAAGCUAUUGCAGACACUGGUGUCAAAGUUAUUGUGGCUGGUUCCAAAUUUGGAGAUAUGGCCAUGCAUUAUUUGAACAAAUAUGGUAUUAUGGCAGUCAGAUUAAAUUCAAAGUUUGAUUUAAGAAGACUCAGUAAAACGGUUGGUGGAACAGUGUUGCCAAGACUAACUGCUCCCACACCUCAGGAAAUUGGAUAUGCUGAUAUAGUUUGUGUAGAAGAACUUGGAGACACCCCUAUUGUAGCUUUUAGACUAGUAGGUAAGGAAUCCAGGAUUUCCACCAUUGUGAUUAGAGGAGCCACAGACAACUACAUGGAUGAUAUAGAGAGAGCUAUAGAUGAUGGUGUCAAUACUUUCAAGUGUAUCGCUCGUGACGGCAGAUUCGUUCCCGGCGCAGGCGCCACCGAGGCCGAACUGUCCGUCCAGCUGGCCAAAUACGCGGACACGCUGCCCGGCCUCGAACAGUACGCAGUGCGAAAGUUCGCCGCAGCCCUGGAAACGUUCGCUAAAGCGCUGGCGGACAACAGUGGACACAGGUCUUCGGCCGUGUUGGAAAAGUUGCUCGCUGCGCACAUGAACGGAGAUAAGAACGUCGGGGUGGACAUCGAAACCGAGAACGCGGUUUGCAACGCUUUGGAGAAGAAUAUUUUGGAUUUGUACGUUUGCAAGUUCUGGGGCUUGAAAUAUGCCGUGGGGGCAGCCGCGACGAUCCUGAGGGUGGAUCAGAUCAUCAUGGCCAAAAGGGCGGGCGGGCCCAAGCCGAGGCAGCCCCAGGGCAGCGAUGAUGAAUCUUAGUCUCAAUCUCAGUUUUCUCAGUGCUUUUUUUAAUUCAUUAUUAAUGCGACUCAUUUUUCACACUAGCUUAUUGAUACUUUGUUUCAUCCUGACUAUGUACUUUUUAGUUAUUUUUCAUUAAAAUGUUUAUUAAUGUCA
Molecule: messenger RNA, 1951 nt
Organism: Phaedon cochleariae (mustard beetle)
Lineage: Eukaryota; Metazoa; Arthropoda; Insecta; Coleoptera; Chrysomelidae
Source: the annotation of a GenBank genome assembly